GUGCUGGGAGCACAUGCCCUAUGCGCUCCCAGCACAGAGACCGCUAUGAGCUUUCUGAUCAUGUAACUGCUGUGAGUGCCAAUCAGCCCCAUCAGUGCCACCUGUAAUUGCCUGUCAAUGCCACAUAUCAGUACCUUCAGUGCACAUCAAUGCCACAUAUCAGAGCUGCCUAUCAGUGCCAUAUAUGAGUGCUGCCUUUCAGUGCCCAUCAGUGAUGCCUGUCAAUACCUAUCAGUGCAGCCUAUUAAUGCCCAUCACUGCAGCCUCAUUAGUGCACAUCAGUGAAGGAGAAGAAUUAUCUACAAAAUGUUAUAA
Messenger RNA from Staurois parvus, 315 nucleotides. The record is from the annotation of a GenBank genome assembly. NCBI's taxonomy places the organism in Eukaryota, Metazoa, Chordata, Amphibia, Anura, Ranidae.